GUGUCCAAAAUAAACUGCGCAGGUGCUUGUGUGCGUAAAAAGGUCAAAAACGUUUUGUGAUUGAAAUCUUAACCAGUUAUCAAUCAAUAUUGGCGACUACACCAAUAAUAAUAAUAAUAAUAAUAAUAAUAAUAGGCAUGAACUCCACCCUGUUCCAAUUUGUUCCAGUGAGAUUUAGGGACGCACGAGGCCAUUGUCUCCACCCAUUAAGACCAAUCACGGGAUUGCCCGGCAGUUUAACAUAGCUGUCCACUUCCUGCUCACUAAACGUGAAAUUGAUGCUUAACAGGCUGGAACCCUGGCCAGUAAAUUUGAAUGUCAUUUCCACUUUUGCAUAUGACCGAUAUAAUUAGUUUUCCGCAAUGCGCCGCGCGUGGAAACAGUUGGGAUAAUGAAAUGCGCGUCGGCCUUCGACCCGCGUAUAUGAUGGAGGUCAUAAAUAGUAUUCACGCAACAUUAAAUGAUGCUUUCCCCAACACUGGAUUGCUCACCCGCCCUCCUCGGGCUGUUCUGGGGCACUGUUUUGCAUCUGUUUUUCCUGGAGGGAAAUGGAUCCAACUGAGGUUCUGCAGCUUCGUUUGUGCCACACGUUUACACGUGUCUCAGAGAAAAGCUACAAGUUUGUGUGUGUACGAACAGCCUGUUAUGGAGGUCUACAUAAGGAUGAAGAAAUUAUCUGCUGUUAAAUCAGAAUGAGUUGCUUCAUGGAACAGCUCCUGUCCAACUUUUUUUUUUUGUCAGCUGACAUGAGCAAACAGCACUAAGGGCUACCUGGAGAGACAAAAUUGGAUUUAUGAUGUUUGAAAUGGCUUAUUCACCGCUGAAUCAUCAUUCGGGAAUUGCAACUGGUUGCCGUGACAACCUGCCAAGAUCAUACCGGAUAUCUUUUCAAAAAAAGUGGUUCGAAACAAGGAAUUGGAUGCUGUUACAAGACAGAUAAGUCUACGCGGGUGAACAACAGAGAAAAUGAUGCCACCAGAAGAUACCUGGACGCAGCUAACUCCUAAAGAGUUCGGCAGUGCCUUUGCGCCUUUUCCUCGCUACACUUGGAUUCAUCCAAACGCACCGACAGACAGCUUUGACCGAGUCUGCAAAGUGAUCUGGAGCAGAGCAAAGUGGCCUCCGGAGAAACCCGAUGGAGGUGAAAGUUCAGAGCAGAGGUCAGCGGAUAAAAACGGCAUCAGCUCAGGCAGAAAGCCGAGUCGUGGGGCUGAGGAGCAGCAGAAAGAGACAGAUGAUUUGAGUGUGAGCAUGCCGUAUGAGAAGGACAAGAAGCAAUACCACACUGACUUCAUCCUUCCCUGUCCUUAUCUCUCGGGCCGCAGAUAUCCCCAUGUUGCCCAAACUGCAUGGGUAGCGAGCUCUGUGAUGAAAAUAGAGAUGGAACUAAAUAAGGAAGACUCAGAGAGGAAAAGAAAGUUGGAGAAAGAUGUGGGAGAUAAACAAAGGAGUAUGGAAGAUUCUGUUGAGAAGAUUCCAGUGUCUCAAUCUGAACCUAAAACACAACCUCUGCUGACAGAUCCUGUCUGCAGUGCGCCCAACGACCACACUCUACGCACACGAAACAAAAAACCUUUGCCUCGUGCUAAACUACGAAGAGAAACGUGUGAAAGUGAGGACGAGCAGGAUGCAAGAAGCAGAUCAAGCAGCAAAUCUAGUGAUGAUGACACCGUCACAUUACCUGGGCUGAAAGAUUGUGCCACUGAUAGCUGUGACGACGACACAGUGAGUGACACAAAUGAGGUGAAGGAAAACAACAUCCCACAUUCGCCUGAUGAAUUAAGCUCUGACAGUGUGCAGGAUUCCCCAUCUAGCAUGGAAAAAGACUGCCCUCCACUCCCUACCAGGAAGGCUGGCAUUAAACUCCGUCCCACACGGCCCUCAGCUUUGGGGAAGAUGCGCAGCCAGUGGGAGAUUCCCCUUUCAUUCCACCCAGAUGACAUCCCCACUGCCACUUUGGCAAGUGCCGCAGUUGCCCCUGUGCAGGCUGCUGUCCAACGCAAAGGAAAAGCACCGCGGGCAAACUCAAAAACCAACGGACCACCACCACUAGCACCCAGGAUCUGGGCUAACGUUGCAGCAGCAGCAGUCCCGGUGCAGCAGCCAGCUUAUGACCUAUUGGCUGACUUCCCUGCUCUCCAGCCCUCAGAGAAGCCUUUCGUGCUGGGCGUAUUGCAUCAUGGCAAUCCCAAGACCAAAGCUGCAAAAGGGAAAAGAGGUCUUACUCACUCAACAAACCGCUGCCAAGACAGUGGGGUUUCCCAUGAGAAGAGAUUGGAAAACGUGGCCCACGAGGUCCGCUCCAUCUGUGCAGGAGAUCAAAAAUCUACGGUGGACUUCCAAACACUUGGCUUGGUCAGGCAAAGCAGCUCUCCUACCAUCAGCUGUGAGGAGCUGAGGGCCAACAACAAGCCGCCUCCUAGAGGUACAGAUGGCAUGCCUGUUAAUGCCAGGACCUGGGCUAGCGCUGCCAAAGCGGGCAUGAAGCAAGCAGCUGCCCCUCAGGAGAAAGCCAGACCUUGUACCUUUCAGCAGAUAGUUACCAUUAAUGGAGCCAAAGCUGGGUAUUCUGCUGCUCUGAAGUUUUCCAACAAAGUGACUCCUUCACAUCUGGGAGCCAGUCCGAGGGUAACUGCUUCUUGUCAAGGCCCUCCACUUCGCAACCUACACCGCUUUGUCAAACCUGGUUACUCUCCUGCCCUUCAAUUUGGCUCCCAGGCUCAUCGAGCCAACUGUCCUCCAAGACAUGGAUGUCCCUGUUUACCUGUCCAACAGGGCGGAGGUGUCCCUAAAAGCCAUGUGAGAUGACAGCCAAGUACUUGCGUUUUUACUGAGGGUAGAAAAAUCCACCAGCCUCUGUUGCUUUCCCUUGUUUGAAUCUCAGUAAACAUUUACUUCAUGCCA
Messenger RNA from Acanthochromis polyacanthus (spiny chromis), 2904 nucleotides. RefSeq lists its product as uncharacterized. Bases 967 to 2808 code for a protein of 613 amino acids. The record is from RefSeq and is a predicted model, not a curated record. Lineage: Eukaryota; Metazoa; Chordata; Actinopteri; Pomacentridae. The transcript is spliced from 8 exons.